Molecule: messenger RNA, 528 nt
Organism: Zingiber officinale
Lineage: Eukaryota; Viridiplantae; Streptophyta; Magnoliopsida; Zingiberales; Zingiberaceae
Exons: 1
Coding region: 1-528 (175 amino acids)
Source: RefSeq, a predicted model, not a curated record
AUGGGGAACUACGUGUCCUGCGCGCUCGCCGGCGGUCCGGGCGGCGGCUCGCGGUCGGCGAAGGUGAUCCUUCCCGGCGGCGCGGUGCAGCGGGUGGAGGGGCCGGCGACGGCGGCGGAGAUGAUGCUCAACGCGCCGGGGCACUUCGUUGUCGACUCGCAGUCGAUGCACGCGGGGCGGCGGUUCGCGCCGCUGGCGGCGGACGAGGAGCUGGAGACGGGCCACGUGUACGCGAUGUUCCCCAUGAAGCGGGCGGGCGCGGUGGUCACGGCGGCGGACAUGGCGGCGUUGCUGCUGGCCGCGCAGAGGGAGGUGCGGAGGGAAGCGGGAGGCGCGCGGGUGCUGCCGGACCGGCCGAUGAUAGUUGGCCCGGAGACGGAAAACACGGCGGCGGAGGAGUUGGGGGAGGGUAUGGAGGGGGCGGCGGCGGCUGAGAUCGGAGAGUUCAAGUACAGGUCAAGCAUGUGCCGAUCGAGGAGGCCGAACCUGGAGACUAUCCACGAGGAAGGAAUUUGUUUUUCAAGAUGA